This is a messenger RNA of Aplosporella prunicola CBS 121167, 1323 nucleotides long. RefSeq lists its product as uncharacterized. The transcript has a single exon. The record is from RefSeq and is a predicted model, not a curated record. NCBI's taxonomy places the organism in Eukaryota, Fungi, Ascomycota, Dothideomycetes, Botryosphaeriales, Aplosporellaceae. The coding region runs from base 1 to 1155 and encodes 384 amino acids.
AUGGCUCAAAGCGGCAACAUCGAGGCACAAACGCGCCCUGCUCUCAGCAUACCCAAGUCGUCCGCCACAGUCUCCGUCUCCCCGAUAAACACGACAACAGACAUUGUCGUCCCAGCCAGCGGCUUUGUUGGCCCGGUCCUCAAAGGACAUGAAUACCUCAAUCUUCCAACAUUCGCUUUCCAUAUCCGGCAUUCCUCUGGCAAAGAGGUCCUCUUCGACCUUGGCGUCCGGAAGGAUUGGUGGAAUUUGAGUCCACACACUGUAGCCACAGUGAAAAAAUUAAUCCCAGCCCUGACGGUCGACAAAGGCAUCACCGAGAUUUUAAAAGACGGAGGUGUUGACUUAAACCGGAUUAGUUCCGUUGUAAUCAGCCACUGGCAUUUCGAUCAUACGGGCGACACUUCUUUGUUUCCAAAGUCCACGGAACUCGUAUUCGGGCCUGGCUUUAUCAAGCAGUUCAUGCCAGGCUGGCCAACGAAUCCGGAUGCAUUAAUGCUCGACGCCGACUUCGAAGGUCGCAAUGUCCGCGAGCCUCCAUUCACCUCAGACUUCAAGAUUGGCGACUUUGAGGCCUAUGAUUUCUUCGGCGACGGCUCUUUCUAUAUCCUCAAUGUGCCGGGACAUGCCGUAGGACAUAUUUCUGCGCUCGCACGAACCACCGAAGAUACGUUCGUCUUCAUGGGCGGUGAUGUCUGCCAUUUUGGUGGAAGCUUCCGGCCAACCAUAUAUAAUCCGAUGCCCGAAAUCAUUCCGGCGGAGGCCCCGCUGGACAAGUCAAGGUUCAGUGUGCCAUGCCCUUGCUCGGCGUUCACCGCAUGUCACCCGAACCCAGAGAAGGCGCGGACGGAGCCUUUCUACCAUGUUACCAAGGAGGACGGAGGUUGGUACGUGGAACCGGAAAAGGCCCAACAGUCAAUAGGCAAGCUGGAGGCAUUUGAUGCAGAUCCGAACGUUUUUGUGUGCAUUGCGCAUGACGUUGGGUUGCUGAGAGUGGUCGAUUGGUUUCCCAAUGGGACUUUGAAUGAAUGGAAAGAAAAGGGUUGGAGAGAGAAGAGCAGAUGGGGCUUCUUUAACGAUUUGCCAAUUGGGGGGAAACCAGCUAGGGAUUGGUAUGCGCCUGGGCUGAUGAGGGACGGCAAGGUGGUCAGAGAUUGAGGAGCAAGAGGCUUUCGUAUAGUCCAAUUGCUCUUACAACGGCCUAUAACGUCCGUCACCGUGAAGCGAGAGUCACCGUGAAGCGAGAUGGCAAUGCUUGUACGGAGUAGAAGAAGAUACCUAGUUAAGGCAUAUAGAAGCUCUAUACGCUCUUAAGACCUUUUCACC